Messenger RNA from Lytechinus variegatus (green sea urchin), 3989 nucleotides. It is a transcript of the gene telo2, whose product is annotated as telomere length regulation protein TEL2 homolog. Bases 107 to 2707 code for a protein of 866 amino acids. Gene Ontology annotation, biological process: protein stabilization; telomere maintenance via telomerase. Gene Ontology annotation, cellular component: cytosol. The transcript has 20 exons. Gene Ontology annotation, molecular function: telomeric repeat DNA binding; Hsp90 protein binding. Lineage: Eukaryota; Metazoa; Echinodermata; Echinoidea; Temnopleuroida; Toxopneustidae. The record is from RefSeq and is a predicted model, not a curated record.
GGUGGGUUUCAUUAGUUAAUGUUGGGAACAGAACAAUCUUUGGAGUUGGAGUUUGGUCAUUCUUUCUCCUGAUUUUUUUUAAUUGAACAAUUUAAUGUGAGCAACGAUGACCAGCUUAUCAGAAAUUAAGACACUGGCACAAAAUUUUGUGACUGAUGCAAGGAAUGUGCUUUCCAGAUCAAAAAGCGAGAGGGAAAUUUGUGCAGCUCUUCAAAAAAUUGGAAGUCUCCUGCUGCAAUCUGGUGACUCUUCAGACUUCAAGGAUUUACUGAAAACUACCGAUUUACCUGAUCAUGAUAUGGAUUUAGCCCGAAAACAGAUUCGUGAAAGCCACUAUGUGCAUUUCCUUAAUUACUUGUGUAAUAUCUUGAACUUUGAAUGGUACAGCAAUUUUGGGCGGAGUCAAGAAGGCAACCGAUUGUUCAACAGCUUUUUCCUGAAAGGUCGACCUGAAGACGCUCUGCUUGUACUAUGCAGUGUUAUUCAGAACAGCAGUCCAAGCUUCAAACAGAAGAAAUGUGUCUUGCUCCUGGAAGAGUUCUUCCAUCAGCACCAACUCCAGAUGAUGCUCUGUUCCAUGUGUGAUAUCUCCCCAGGUUCAGCAACCUGUCUGUCGACCUCGCCUUGUUCUUCCAGGUCAAUGGCACUGGAUGGUCAAAGGUCACAGGUCUUGACUGUUCUGGUGACUAUACCUGACCGGAUUGCCAAUGUAAUGAAAAAAGACUGCAGUGACUUCUUCUACCCCGAUCAUUUCAUUCCAAUGGUUGCGAAAGAGAUUUUGAAAACAUUACACUACGUGCAUGAAAAACUAUCAAAGUCUGAAAAUGCUUCCCUGCAGUUUGUGAGUGAGCUGAUUGGUAGAUUAUGCAUUCAAGGUUACACAGAGAGACUGUUUGGCAUACUGCUUCCACAGCUACUGAAGUUGACUUCCUCUAAUUUCAUCUGGUGUCGCAUCGCUAAUCGAAUCCUGGCAGGAGCUCCAGACAGGAGUCUGGAAGUCAUUCUUGAAUACUUACUCAGACAUUGCCCAUGGUAUGGUUAUGUCGCUAGACUCUUGAGUGAUGCUGUACUUACUAAUGCCAAGAUCAACUUCCUCCUCACCAACAAGUUCUUGCUCCUGCGUCACUUUGCGGAUGUUAUCGUUCCUCAGAAUCUGAUUGGCUAUCUGGCUUCUUCUCCCUCCCGAAGGCAUUUGAUCGUGAAGGUUUUAAGGAGCGUGUUGAAUACAUGGGGAGACCGUUCAGCCGUAAAACAUACAUCACACAGCCAGCAUGCCUAUCUGACCAUGGUCAUUGUUAUUUCUGUCGGACAUCUUAAUGAAGAGGAGAAAGCAAAACACAAGGGAGAUCUGACCACCAUGUUGAUGGGCGGGGUGCAGGCCCAUCUCGAGAGUCCCAUUCUAAGGGUCAGAAGGCUGGGCAUGGUGACGGCAGAGAUCAUGGCAAAGACACUUGACCCCAACGGUCCGAAGCUGGCAUUUGAAUACAAAGAGGACGAGGAGAGUCAAUUGCUUUGGUCGUUGGUCAAUCCGCCUGAAGAUCCUGGUCUGGAUUCCCUGAUUAAGGGGAUUGAUCAAGUAGCUAUAGAGUCUGAUAUGGAAAUGUCCAAUGGUACUGAAGACCGAGUAGAGUGUAGAGUAAGUGAUGCACCAAACCAAGAACAAGAGAAAGAGGAAGAAUUGGACAGUGAUGAUGAGUUUGAACCCUACGACAUGUCACAUGACACUGAGGCCGCUAAGGUUAAAGUACCAGUUUACAUUCGGGACUGCAUUGAUGGUUUGACGGCAAGAGAUGCCCCUGAGCUGACCGAAGCUAGUCUGAAGGUCGCGGAGAAGCUCAUCAGAGCAAAGCCAGAUGAUUUAAAAGAUGUUUGUAGUCAGUUUGUGGCCAUCUUGCUUCAUCUGGAGGACCAAUACAACACAGAAAACUUUAGAUUUCUCAGACACUCAGCUAUGGUGGCGUUAUCAGUAAACUGCCCUAUUGAGACAUCAAAGUAUUUAACUGGAGAGUUCUACAAUAGAAACUACAACAUCAGACAAAGGAUGGAUAUCCUAGAGGUAUUAGCUGCAGCUGCUCAGGAGCUUUCCAAACCAUCCGAAGACCCAGGUCCUGCCUCAAAGAGUUCGGGGAUUGUAAACCCACAGGAACACAAAGCUAAAGAAAGUCAAGAAGAGAAUUGGAGAGAUAUUGUACAGAAGAGGAUAGAGAGCAAGACGAGGAGAUUCGCAAAGGGUCCAAGCAAACCAGCUCCGAAUCCUGCCAUUAAUCGUUUUGCUCCUGUGGCUGGUCAUUUUUUCUUCCCUCUUUUGAAGUCAUAUGACAGUAAGUUGAACACGAUGGACUUGCUUGGUAACGACUUCCUUCUUUUAGGGAGGCUGAUGUAUACUCUGGGAAUCAUCAUGUAUGCUGCACAAAACACACCAAUUUGUCGCCAGAUGGCUGUUAGCCUGUUGGACUUUAUUUGGUCAUUGAGGUACCAUACUGAACAAUAUGUAAGGCAGUCUCUGAUGUUUGCGGUUUCCAUGGUUACACUGAGUGUUCCUGCCCACCUACUAGUGACUGAUCUCCAGAGUGAUAUUUUGGAAUGUCGUCAUUGGUUACAAGAUAUCUUGGAGAAAGAUCCUGAGCCUGAAUGCAAGGCUCUUGCUGCUCAGACUCUUCUGGUCAUUGAUUCUACUGUUAGCAAGGAACUGAAAGGGAAGAUAUGAUGCAAAGUGGAAAUGGCAAUGUCUUCGGUGAUGAUGUCGAUGCAGAUGCUAGAUGUUCUGCAAGAGACCUUCAUUCAACAGUGUUGUAUUGACAUUUGUGAUGGAAUGGGUCUCCAGCGUGUUGAAGUCAAGAGGUCAAAGAUCUGUCAGCCCAUGGAUCUUGUUUGAAUCUUUGGCCUAAAAAGUUAUGUUCAGUGGCGGACCAUGACCCUGAGGAGACAAAGCAUUGGAGGGGCACUGUAUUGUUUGUGAACAAUGCUGUGCCCCUCCAAUGCUUUGUCUCCUCCGGAUCACGGUCCGCCGCUGGUUAUUUUGGCCCGAUAGGUCCAAAAUAGGAAAGUUGGGUUGGUCAGACCAUUUUUUUUUUUUAGUUACCUUUGCUGCUACACUGCAUGUGCCGGUUGAUUUAUUUAUGCAGUCAAACCUCAUGCAUAUUUAAGUUCUUUUUAAGCCAUUGAAUAUAAAUUUGAGCAAAUCUCACAAAAACAUUGCAUUUGUUUAUUUGGGUCUGCUAUAAAAAAAAAUGGCGACCUUGUUGCAUUUUAUGGUCGCUUUGAUGAUGUGGGGGUGGCGUGGUCUAGUGGUUACGACUCUCGUCUUUCAAUCUGAUAUGGGUUCAAAUCCCAGCCAUGGCGUGUUUUCCUUCAGCAAGAAAUUGACCCACAUGGUGAGCUGAAUCGGUACCCGGCAGGAUUAAUUUCUUGAAUGGAUGUACUGAGUGCUGAAAUAAAGCUCGAGCUAAAGCCGGGUUAAUAAUGAUAAUAACAAUAUGCCUCAGAAAUAGAUUAUCUCUAGAUAGAUGGCACUAUAUAAAUGCCGCCUAUUAUUAUUAUGGCAACAUAACAUUUUAUAGGCCUUACCUUGGAACACGAAUUUCUCCAGGUCAGACAGUCAACUAGAUAACCCAUGCAGGAAUGGGUUACUAGCGUGAAGGGAUUUAUUGAAUGCUGUGGGCAGAGAAACAAGUACUGAUCAAUUUAUAACUGGGGACUGUUAAUGAUACCUAUUAACAGUAGAUAAUUUAUUCAGUAACAUAGCAGCACACAUGAUUCACGCAUAACCCAAUGGGUUAUGCAUGAGUCAUGUGUUUUCCGAUGUAAAAAGAGAUUUUGUUCAUUUUCGGAAGCCCAUCCAGUUAUGGCCGGGCAUUUGCAGUGCUUUGAAGUUUAACUUCAUAUCACUGCAAUUUAUGGCAGCCAUUAUAACGGGGGUGGGGGUCCAAUGAAGGAUAAAAACAUUUUCAAUGGGUUAUUCAAUGAGCCAGGUGUGUUGCUAUCUCAGU